UUUACAAGACAUCACGGAUCACGGACGAGAGAACAGCCGCGGGAAGAGGAUACAAAGAAUAAAAUAAGUUUAAGAGUAUAAAACGAUAUGUAUUGGUAUAUAUCGUGUAAGACAUGAGUAUGAGAGGGAAAGAAUGAUGAUAAAUAACUUUGGAAAGUUCCAGGAACCCUAAAAGGCUGCGAGAACCUAUAACUGGUUGGGACUAGGGUUUUUUAAGUUAUUUCAGAUAAAUCGUACAAGUUUAUUAGAGAUAAGAAGAAAGUUGUAUAGAAGAAUUCGUAAAGACCGUGAAGUAGUGGAUGUCCGAGCAACGACUCCGGAUGUAACGGUGUCCAUGAGGAAGCUCCAACGCCCAGGGAAUGACAUCGCCGCCGCCGCAGCCGCUGUCUUAGGUAGUAUCAAACCGGUCCCACAGUCAGGAAAGGGAAUUAAAUGAGAAAAUGAGUGUCAUCUAGCGAAAUUAAUGAGGAAAAUAGUAAAUUGUUAUUACAAAAUGAAAUAAUUGUCAUUACUUAUUAUGAUUAUUAUUAUUAUUAUCAUUACGUAUGUCAGGUACAGGUAGCAUUUUAAUUUACAGUACCGAGUAGAGAUACUGGUAUCGCAUCGGGCCGGCUUUGGUUUUUAAACAAGCCUGAAAAUAAUGAAUCGACUUAUAAGUAUGAGAAGAAAUAAAAAAAAAAAAAAAAAAAAAAAUGAUGGAAAAGAAUAAAGAAAGGUUUGUCGUGGUGGAAACAAAAGUUGUCGACCACAAACCACGUCUGGUGUGGUAGUGAGUAUGAGUAUGAGGCUGUGCUGGACUAUUUUAUUUAUUUUUUUUCAUUCGGCAUCUCUUAUUUCGGAGUCGGAGUCAGAGGCCCUGUAGCCGCGAGCCGCGAGCCGCGUGCACCACGACAGGGUAUCGGGGAACCAGACUAACCGGGCAACGUUCUUGAUGUUUAUACACACAUGAGUAUAGAGAACGAGAGUUUAAGUUAAGUCUCCUCUACUCGGUGAGUAGCCACAACCAGCCAACGGCUUUUGCAGGCUUUUGUGCGUACAUACCACGUGAAAAUGCUGGUCAGGUUGGUAGAUGCAUUCUCUGGCUACCCACCCGCCACCCGCCACCCGCCUCCCGUUUCUCCUCAUCCUCCUCCACCCUGUAAUGUGGUGGUAGUAGUAGUCUUUCUCUCCAUAAACCAGGCGAGGGCCGACGGGUCUUUCCCCUCACAUAAUAUUUAUUAUACGUCGCGGAUGAAUUAUGGCCCGUUAACGUUGCUUUCGAGACUCAACAGGAGGAUGAACACAACCCGAGUUUUAUCCAUCCAAGGGUACCCAGAUUGUUCCCCAGAUGUAUCAGCUACGAAGCCUAGAUUAUCUCAGACGUUUCUCUAAAUCAUUUUAUACGUGUAUUAAUAUCUAUUGUAUCAUUAAAUUAAUCUCACUAUAUUUUUAAAUCAAUAAAAUGGAUAAUGAUAAAACCAAGUUGAUGGGUUCCUCUGGGUAAAUUUAAAUACUGGUCAAACCACAGGCACAGGAGAUUCAGGAUUAUUUUUCCAUGACGCAAUACGCUACUUGUUUAAAUGCUGAAUUAAUUCAAAUUAAAUAUUGCUUAUACUUUUAUUACCUGCAAGAAUAACAACUUGCUUGUAGCAGAUAGAUAUUGUUGGUAACCAUUUAAUUGUGAAUAGAAAGUGUCAUGGAGCAGUUGAGCGAACACGACAAAAGUAUUUUGGACACAAUCUUUGAUCCGCUUCAGCUCAUGUCAUCCGGUCAAAAUUCUGACGAACCGGAAGACGAAAUAACUGAUAAAAUAGAAAAUCUCGAGAUAGAGAACUUGGUAAAACGAGCAAUCGAUACAGCGGAAUCUGAAGAACUAGAUAAAGCUCUUUUACUUUUCGAUGAAGCGAUUACAAAAGCUCCCGAUCGCCCGUCGAUUUUAAACGACCGAGCUCAAGCGCUCCGUCUUGCUGGGCGAGUUGGUGAGGCUUUGAAAGACUUGGAUCAAGCUGUGACACUGAGCUGUGGCAGAGGGAAAGCCGGCACGAAGGCGCUGUGUCAGCGUGGGUUACUUCAUCGUCUCGAAGGUCGUAAAGAUGAAGCUAAAAGAGAUUUUGAAAUCGCGGCCAAGAAUGGCUCGGCAUUUGCUCGUAGUCAGUUAGUUGAUUUGAAUCCUUACGCUGCUAUGUGUAACGCAAUGCUCAAAGAAAUAACUUCAAAGUCUGUGCAGUUGUAAAAUAAAAAUUUUCCUUUUAAAUCCAUGCAAAAAAUGAAAAUUAAUUCUAUUCUAUUCUAAGCUACCCCCUCGAAGGUACAUAUGUUUUUGACAGCUGCUGCUCCUUGCAAUUUAGAAAUUAUUCUGACAAGAAAACAGUCAAAAACAGCUGUUCGAUCCUUUCUAGACAUGGUUUUUAAAUAGCCUGAUUAUAAAAGGCCUGUCCUAGAAAAAUUAAAAAUCUUUAAAUAAAAAUCUUCUAACAAAAAAUUA
Cotesia glomerata is the source of this 2464-nucleotide messenger RNA. RefSeq names its product tetratricopeptide repeat protein 36. Bases 1676 to 2212 code for a protein of 178 amino acids. The record is from RefSeq and is a predicted model, not a curated record. NCBI's taxonomy places the organism in Eukaryota, Metazoa, Arthropoda, Insecta, Hymenoptera, Braconidae. Gene Ontology annotation, biological process: cilium assembly. Gene Ontology annotation, molecular function: protein binding. The transcript has 6 exons.